AUGUUACAACAACUCUGCAAGCACCUGCGUUUGGCCGGUCUGCUGAUUGCCGCUGUGGCUGGUUUCCUCGCGGCAUUACUCGCGGUCCACCAGCUCGUGCUUCCUGUCGUCGGCUGGAUCUUUCCUUCCUUGGAAUCCACAUUCUUUGACCUUGCCGUCUACGGCGGUUACCCACAGCGGAAUUAUGUCUCCCACAACUUGACAUCUCCAGACCUUCAACAAGUACGAUGGGACGACAAAUGCGACAAUGGCUUCAUCUUUAUUUCCCCACAGGGCAAAUCGGUCGAACACCCUGGCCCAAUGAUCCUGGAUGCUAGGGGAAACCUGGUAUGGCAGACAGAUCAGUAUGGCCAGGCCAUGAACUUGAAGGUCCAGGAAUACAAAGGUGAAAAAUACCUUACCUUCUGGGCCGGUCACCGAGGAUCCAGCUUUGGCUAUGGAAACUACUAUAUGCUCGACUCUUCCUACCAAGAGAGAUACCAAGUAUCAGCCGUCGGCGAAGGCCUCCAGGGCGAUCUCCACGAGUUCACCAUUACAAAAGAUGGCUCGGCGCUUAUCACGAUCUAUAAUGUAACACAAACCGACAUGACGGCCAUGAGAAGGCCAGCGGAUGGCUGGGUCAACAACAAUCUGUUCCAGGAGGUUGACAUCGAGACGGGCAAGCUGCUGUUCCAAUGGAAUGCCCUCGAUCACUUCUCCAUCAUGGACUCAUUCUACACACAUCCGCUGGCCGGAUACUGGGAGUCAAUCCCCUUCGACUGGUUCCACAUCAACAGCGUCGAAAAAGACGACCAUGGCGAUUACCUUAUUUCAUCUCGUCACCUAAACUCCCUAAUCAAAGUCAACGGCACCACUGGCGACGUCGUGUGGACUCUUGGAGGAACAAGAAACAACUUCACAGACAUCUCGUCCGGCGAAGCAACAAGCUUCAGCUGGCAGCACGAUGGUCGCUGGCUGGAUCAGGACCAAGGCACCCUCACCGUCUUCGAUAACAGCGACGCCGGUCCUCUCCACCUCGACGCAUCCUACUCUACCGCCCGCAUGAUCCAGAUCAACACGACCGACUACACAGCACAACUCCUGCAUAAAUACAUCUCGGACCGACACACUCGCGCUGCCUCUCAGGGCUCCGUUCAGGUCCUUCCCUCAACAAACACCGUCUUUGUCGGCUGGGGCCAUUCGCCCGUCUUUUCGGAAUUCGACAUUGACGGCACAUUGAUCUGCGAAGCUCAUUACGGCGCACAGUACAUCUCGCACUACGGUCGUGUAACUUCCUACCGCUCUCUCAAGGCCGAUUGGGUCGGCGCGCCCGUUGAGGCCCCGAGAGCCAAAAUUCAGGCUGGACGGCUUUACGCAUCAUGGAGCGGCGCCACCGAAGUCGCAACCUGGACACUGCAAUCUGCCGACUCCUAUACCAAUGCACCCUUUGCGGAUGUCGAUGUAGUCGACAAGAUUGCUUUCGAGACGUCAUUCGUCCUCCCCGAUACAAAUUCGAGAACGCAAUAUCGCGUUGCUGCUUCCGACGACGAAGGGAACAUCCUUGCAUACUCCGAAGUCGCAACCGAAGACCCAACAACAGCGAAGAGCGUCUGGAGCGUAUUACUCCCACUCGGCGGCGUCUUUGGCGUCAUCACCGGUUUCUGGGCCGUACGGCGCUUUAGAAAGGGCGAGCGCGUGCUCCCCAAAUGGAGAAGGAGAUCGAACAGCUAUUCGCACAAGUACAGCCGCUUGUAG
This is a messenger RNA of Aureobasidium pullulans EXF-150, 1734 nucleotides long. RefSeq lists its product as uncharacterized. The coding region runs from base 1 to 1734 and encodes 577 amino acids. NCBI's taxonomy places the organism in Eukaryota, Fungi, Ascomycota, Dothideomycetes, Dothideales, Saccotheciaceae. The transcript has 2 exons. The record is from RefSeq and is a predicted model, not a curated record.